Malania oleifera is the source of this 913-nucleotide messenger RNA. RefSeq names its product large ribosomal subunit protein uL24c. The transcript has 4 exons. The record is from RefSeq and is a predicted model, not a curated record. Gene Ontology annotation, cellular component: ribosome; mitochondrion. The coding region runs from base 145 to 714 and encodes 189 amino acids. Gene Ontology annotation, molecular function: structural constituent of ribosome; RNA binding. Lineage: Eukaryota; Viridiplantae; Streptophyta; Magnoliopsida; Santalales; Ximeniaceae. Gene Ontology annotation, biological process: translation.
CAAUUUUCUCUCCUCUAAAAUACGCAGGGUGCGUUGGCUCCUCGCUCCACUCGUCCUAUCCAGGUCCCGCAUCCACAUUCCAGAGCAGCCGAAGGCCAAAGCAUCAGCCACUGUGAACGAACUCAAGUGGUUUAAGCACCAAAAAUGGCUGCAAUGGCUGCUCUUCAGAGCUCCAUGACUUCUCUUUCUCUUUCCUCCAACUCCUUCUUUGGCCAACGCCUCUCACCUUCUCUCCACCGUGCGCCGGUAAUCACCACAGAGAAACCAUGUCUUGUUGUAAUGACGCUUAAGCGAUGGGAGCGAAAAAAAUGUAAGCCAAAUAGCCUUCCAGUGCUACACAAAAUGCAUGUUAAGGUUGGAGACACAGUGAAAAUAAUAUCUGGACAUGAGAAAGGUAGAAUUGGGGAGAUAACCAAGAUCUUUAGACACAAUAGCACAGUAAUAGUGAAAGAUAUGAAUUUGAAGACAAAGCAUAUGAAGAGCAGAGAGGAGGACAAACCAGGGCAGAAAAUCAAGAUUGAAGGAACUAUUCACAGCUCAAAUGUGAUGCUUUACUCAAAAGAACAGAACAUAGCAAGCAGGGUGGGUCACAAAGUCCUGGACAAUGGAAAACGGGUUCGUUACCUCUUGAAAACCGGAGAAAUAGUGGACACCGAUGUGAACUGGAAGAGAUUGAUCAAAGAAGAAAAGACUGAAGUAGCUGCGACUUCUUAGGAGCCCUGCUCACGAUUGUGCCAUUAAUGUAGUGUAAUGUACUAACAGGUCUAUUUCUUUCCUCAUCUCUUCUCCCUUUGUAUGUUCCAAAAUGCUUUCAUCUACUUUCUUUGCCCAUAUUACAAGGUGAGAAAGGUCAUAAGUUGCAUUGUGCUGCCCUCCAUAUUAGUUUCAACCACUUUCUUUUGGACUGCUUCAA